AUGGGAUUCCCUGCGCUGAAGAACGGUAUCAACAGACGGGCAAUUGCCUGCCAUGGACGUAUUCCGGGAUUACGGACGUUGCCAUUUCCAGCUGUAGGCAUAAUCGUUGGAUUGGUGUUUGCAAAUGCCAUCGUCUGGGUGGCAAUCGGUAUUCUUCUUCACUUUCAUAUAGCUCUCGUCUCCACGGCCGUGCUGAGUUACACUCUCGGUCUCCGCCAUGCUCUCGAUGCGGACCACAUUUCCGCAAUCGAUCUGAUGACUCGUCGGCUCAUAGCAUCAGGUCAACGUCCGGUUACUGUUGGAACUUUCUUCUCUCUUGGUCAUUCAACAAUCGUCAUUGUCACUUCCGUGGUAGUCGCCGCCACGGCCUCUGCUAUCAGCUCCAGGUUCGGGGCAUUCAGUAAGAUUGGGGGCAUCAUCGGUACAUCUGUCUCUGCUGGCUUUCUUAUUAUACUUGGAAUUACGAACAUAUAUAUUCUACACAAACUUGUACAAUUGAUGAGAAAGUUGAUCGCUUCAGCCCCAGGGGAUGAGCAAAGUUUUGAAAUCAAAGGAGCUGGAUGCCUAUUCUAUCUUUUCAAAAGGAUGUUCAAGCUUAUUGACCGUCCAUGGAAAAUGUACCCUUUGGGCCUGUUGUUCGGCCUUGGCUUCGACACUUCUUCAGAGGUCGCACUACUGGGGAUUGCAUCUAUUCAAGGGGCGAAAGGCACAAGCAUAUGGCUCAUUCUGAUAUUUCCGGUGCUGUUCACCGUUGGGAUGUGCCUGCUCGAUACCAUUGAUGGUGCCUUGAUGAUGGCUUUAUAUACCUCUACAGCACUUGCAAAGGAUCAGAUCGCUAUACUGUAUUAUUCGAUUGUGCUCACGGUCAUCACGGUUAUGGUAGCGAUGAUUAUAGGAUUUGUUCAACUGUUGACUCUCGUCCUUAACGUUGCUCAGCCCUCAGGUAAAUUCUGGGGCGGAGUUGCAGUAGCCGGUGACCAUUAUGACGUUAUUGGUGGUGCUAUUUGUGGCUCCUUUGUCGUUUUUGGUGGCUUGAGUGCACUGUUGUAUAAACCCUGGCGGAGAAGAAUCGACCGCAGAAGAGAGAGACAUCCACAGCAUCAGCAGUUGCAGAACGACAAAGGAUUGGGUACUUUGCCUGAGCUUAAUGGAGUAUUACUGGAUUUUGACGUUUCCCAAAGAGACGGAGAGACGCCGACUAAUGGCAACGACAAUUCAGACAACCCGAAUGUUUUCGAAGCUGAAAUACUUCCGACCUUCACUAGCUGCCAUGGUGCACCUUCUCGAUCAGCAGUGGUGUAG
Molecule: messenger RNA, 1302 nt
Organism: Letharia lupina
Lineage: Eukaryota; Fungi; Ascomycota; Lecanoromycetes; Lecanorales; Parmeliaceae
Exons: 11
Coding region: 1-1302 (433 amino acids)
Biological process (GO): nickel cation transmembrane transport
Cellular component (GO): plasma membrane
Molecular function (GO): nickel cation transmembrane transporter activity
Source: RefSeq, a predicted model, not a curated record